GCGCACGUAUACCCACCCCAGCGUGCGCCCUCACGUACACACACACGCACGCACACACACACAAGCCGGACAGCAUCCUUGUGGACCCCUAAUGCCGACCUCAGGGCCCUGACGCGUCCGGGCCCUGCCCAGCGGCUGGCUCGGCGGCGCGCACACACGCGCACACGGGCCCACGCGCGCCCUCCCAGCUCGGCUGCUCGGCUCUCCAGCUCCCCGGCUCCCCGCCCCGGCCGCGGCGGUCGCUGUGCGGCGGGCGCUGUGCGGCUCGGCGGGACCGGGCGGGGGCGGCGGCCGGGAGCGCGGAGGAGGCGGAGCAGGAGCCGGGAACCGGCUGGCCCGCGCCCCUCCUGCCGGCCGGGGAUUUUCCAGCCUGGGCGCUGACGCCGCGGACCUCCCUGCGGCCGCCGCGGACCAUGGGCGACAAAGGGACGCGGGUGUUCAAGAAGGCGAGCCCCAAUGGAAAGCUCACCGUCUAUCUGGGAAAGCGGGACUUUGUGGACCACAUCGACCUCGUGGACCCCGUGGAUGGUGUGGUCCUGGUGGAUCCUGAGUAUCUCAAGGAGAGGAGAGUCUAUGUGACACUGACCUGCGCCUUCCGCUACGGCCGGGAGGACCUGGAUGUCCUGGGCCUGACCUUUCGCAAGGACCUGUUUGUGGCCAACGUGCAGUCCUUCCCGCCAGCCCCUGAGGACAAGAAGCCCCUGACUCGGCUGCAGGAGCGCCUCAUCAAGAAGCUGGGCGAGCACGCCUACCCUUUCACCUUUGAGAUCCCUCCGAACCUCCCAUGCUCUGUGACGUUGCAGCCGGGGCCUGAAGACACAGGGAAGGCCUGCGGAGUGGACUAUGAAGUGAAAGCCUUCUGUGCCGAGAACCUGGAGGAGAAGAUCCACAAGCGGAAUUCUGUGCGCCUGGUCAUCAGGAAGGUGCAAUACGCCCCGGAGAGGCCCGGCCCCCAGCCCACAGCCGAGACCACCAGGCAGUUCCUCAUGUCGGAUAAGCCCUUGCAUCUGGAGGCCUCCCUGGAUAAGGAGAUCUACUACCAUGGAGAACCCAUCAGUGUCAACGUCCACGUCACCAACAACACCAACAAGACAGUGAAGAAGAUCAAGAUCUCGGUGCGCCAAUAUGCAGACAUCUGCCUUUUCAACACAGCGCAAUACAAGUGCCCCGUGGCCAUGGAAGAGGCUGAUGACACAGUGGCGCCCAGCUCGACAUUCUGCAAGGUCUACACGCUGACCCCCUUCCUGGCCAACAACCGAGAGAAGCGGGGCCUCGCCCUGGACGGGAAGCUCAAACAUGAGGACACGAACCUGGCCUCCAGCACCCUGUUGAGGGAAGGAGCCAACCGGGAGAUCCUGGGCAUCAUUGUUUCCUACAAAGUGAAGGUGAAGCUGGUGGUGUCUCGGGGCGGCCUGCUGGGAGAUCUUGCAUCCAGUGACGUGGCUGUGGAGCUGCCCUUCACCCUAAUGCACCCCAAGCCCAAAGAGGAACCCCUGCAUCGGGAAGUUCCAGAGAACGAGGCUCCAGUGGAUACCAAUCUCAUAGAACUUGACACCACCGAUGACGACAUUGUGUUUGAGGACUUUGCUCGCCAGAGACUGAAAGGCAUGAAGGAUGACAAAGAGGAAGAGGAGGAUGGUACCGGCUCUCCACAGCUCAACGACAGAUAGACUGGGGCCGGCCCUCCCUCCGGGCAGCUCCAGGUCCACUCUCAUGCACUAGGAUGCUUGUUUGUCUUCUUCCUGCCCUGGUUCCCCCUCCCCUUUGUUCUUCCAGCUUCUACCGGGGGCCCCAGUGGUCUUUCAGGUCACGGUGGUGAACCUCUGGCCUCAGGAUUGGCCCCGUCACCAUGCCGACAGGGCCACGUGCACCACCUUCACCACUCUCGCUGCACCUCUCCAUCCCCCCCUCUUUUCCUGUUGACCCCCAGAAAGGCCAACAUGGCUCUGGUCUUGGAAUCUGACUUGGGAUGGGAGCAGAAAGGGGAAGAUGGGGCAUGAGGGCUUGGUGGGGUGGGGAAGGGGGCUCAAGACACGUGAGAGGAUGUCCACUGUCCCAGGUGAUUAACACAGUUUUGGCAGCUACAACAUGACCGAAUCGAAGGCCAACCUCUAGCUGGGAGGGGCAGACCGGUGGAUAGAUCCUCCAUGCAGUUCUUUUCGCAGUUUGGACCCACGGAACACCUCUCCCCUUCCUCCCCCCAUCCCCCCCAUGCCCCUCUGUGACUGACAGUGACAUUAGUGAAGGUUUGUGGACCCCAGGAAUGGAGCAAAGUAGCUGGACUGACUUUCUUACCAGCAGUUACCUAGUCUAAGGCAAGUUGUAUGAAGUAGCCCAAACCUAUUUCAGUAUCAUCAGGAUGUAAUAUCCUAACUGCCUUGUAUCUUGUGUGUGUGUCCUAUCUACAAAUAUGCACAGAGAAAGAGAGAGAGAAGGGAGGGGUCUUCAGAAAGCACCAAGGUCCUGAGGAGGUUUCCUGAAGGGUGACUCUGAGAGAUGGGGGUGGGGUGGGAAGAUGAGAGUCUGCCCAGCUCCCUUCCUUUGUAGACCUAAGAGGGAUCAGUGAUCCCAUGGGAAGUGAGGGCCACCGGUGUCCUCCUGCCCUGCAGUUCUCCAGGGCCGGGCUGGGCUGCCCCUGCAGGCUAGGAGAGAGCACCUGAGGUCACUGUGCCCACAGUCAAAGAGGAUCCUUCCCCAGAAAGUGGCAGGGUCCAUCAGGAUGCCCUCAGCUAAAAGGAAGGGGGGGACUCCUUUGUUUCCUUGGGGAGUUGAUGGACCCCCCCCCCCAGUAGUUCCCAGUGUCAUGGGUACCCAGUACCCAUUGGCUAGUGUUGGUGUGAUUGGGACAUGGGGCAUUUCCAGGGCAACAGGGCAGGCAGACAAUGAGGCAGAAAGUGUUAAAAGGUAUCUGUUUUUGUCUGACCUUUGCUGCUCACUUACUGUGUGACCUUGGGCAAGUUCCUUUCCAUCUCUGGGCCUCAGUUCUUCACCUAGAAAACCAAGGGGUUUGACCAGAUGAUCACAAAGGGCCCUCCCAGCUCUGCCUCCAAGAAUUCGUGAACAUUAGAGCUUCUGGUCUGGUGGGUGGAGCCAGAGCCACUGACUCUGAUCUGUCUGCCACCAGCGAGGAUUCAUUGGACCCCAGAGGUGGCAGGGCCAUGGAGAUCACCUAGCAUCACCACCCCACACCCACUCCAGGCCUGAGAAAGGCCCUUCUUGGGCUCCUGAGGGGUUGCGUGAUGUCAAGCUGUGGCCAUAGCUAGCAUGAACUGCUUGGCCCUAGGGCCCGAGUGUUACAGAAGGACAGAGCUUGUAUUUGCUGAGGUGGGUGGGGGAAGAGCUUGUGAUAAGCCCUCCAGUACUUCACACCCCCUUUGAAUGUCCUGAAGUUUACCUUAUACCCAAGCAAAUAUAUUGAUUAGCAGGGCAAGGGGAUCUCUUGCUCCUUUCUCUCCCUGUCCCAUACUUGUGAAAAGGGAGACGGCAAAAUUUUAUUGUACAAGUUGCAUCUCAACCCUUUUCAGUCCAGCCCCUCCUGGGGUGGACUGAGCAACCGUUUUCCAUGGUGAAAUUACCCAGUUCACAUGCCUGGCACUGUACCCCAGCCCUUCCCUUCUGAAUCUCAUGAAGGCUUGACCCUAGGGACCCCUACUCCAGGUCAGAACCAAGUCAGCUUGGGGCAGUCACACUCCCAUGGCCAGUUCUGGGGUCCCAGCUGCAUCCAGCCCCUCCCAGAACUUGCUGGGCAGUCUGUACCUCAUUUGGGCAGCUGGAGAGUUAAUGAAUUGUUGGAACAAUGCAUGGCAAGCAUAUGCUCUUCAGGGUUGUCUUCUGGAGCCUUUGGGGCUGGUAUAAGACCCUUUAGGAUUUGGGGUGAUCACUUGCCUACAAAUAGACCUCUUCCCCCAUCCCUAACCUGGUCACACAAAAGCUUUGUCAGGCUGGUUUCUUGACCUCCUUCCACCUCAAAAUCACACUCACCAUUUUGGGUUUAUCCCAGUGUUGAACUGAAAUUUCUCCAGCUGCAAGAAGCAUCAUGGGCCCAUUUAGCCUUUUAUUUACUCUCUGGGCCCAGGGCUGCAGAAGGGCAGUGGUCAAGUUCAUUUGAAUUUGGCUUAACCAUCCUUGGUUGAUAACUUCUCCGCUUGGUGCUGAGCACUGGAGACACAGAGUUGGGUCAGUCCCAGCCCCUGUCCUCAGGAAGCUCAUGGUCAAGGGAAAGUUUUACGGGAAGUAGUGAGGGGGCCAUUGCAUUCAGGGCUUCAUGAUUGCUGCUAGUCUGUAUAGUGCCUUGAUGUGAA
This is a messenger RNA of Balaenoptera acutorostrata (minke whale), 4301 nucleotides long. RefSeq names its product arrestin beta 1 (gene ARRB1). Gene Ontology annotation, biological process: signal transduction; G protein-coupled receptor internalization; visual perception. NCBI's taxonomy places the organism in Eukaryota, Metazoa, Chordata, Mammalia, Artiodactyla, Balaenopteridae. The record is from RefSeq and is a predicted model, not a curated record. Bases 414 to 1670 code for a protein of 418 amino acids. Gene Ontology annotation, molecular function: G protein-coupled receptor binding. The transcript is spliced from 16 exons.